AUGCUGAAGGACACGUACCUCCGAAAGGAGAAGGAACUGCUGACCGAGAUUGAAAUGAUGCAAGACAAAAACGAUGUUCUAUCGAACUUGCUGGAUAUCGUCAACGAACGAGCCGAGGAAGCCGAGAAGGAAUUGGAACGGUUGUGCAAGUCGUCGUCAUCACAUUCAGAACGGAGUGCAUCCAACGUAAGUGCCCUAAGCGAUGCAAGCGUUGGCAGUGACGACGUCUUCCUUGUACCGCCAUCACCGGGGGGCACUCGCGACAAACACGAAAAUGACGAUGAUAUUAUUAAUAAAGACUGGGAGAACCAGUUCCGGAAGCGUGUUGGUUGCCUAGAGCGUUUGUUGGCCGAGGAACGAACAAAGGUUCUGGCUGCAGAGAAGAAACUCAGAAUGACUGCUACAGACACCAUCUCGACCGGGUUGGCUGACGAUGCUAAGCUCCAUUUACGAGAGAAGGAACUUUUACAGAACGAGUUAUUAGAAAACCAGAAGCAUAUGCGUAUAGCCAGUGACCAAAUCAGCGGUUUACGAGAACGUCUCCAGAUUUUGGAAGAGGAAAAUCAACGACUAAAAGACGAUUACAAGAAACUCGAAUCAGAAAUUGAAACAGGUCAAGAUGGAGCCCCUGGUAAAGGCCGAAGUAGCCCCGAAGUUCGAAGUAAAAAACUGCAAGAAGAGAUUUCUCGAUAUAAAGAACAAAUCCAGUCCCUCACUGAAGAUUGCGUCAAGUACAAACUGAAAGCUGAAGAAUUAGAGUACAAGAUCGACGGAUACAAAGAGAAUAUCGAAGAACUUAAGAAACAGUGCAAUAAAUACAAAAUGCAAGCUGAGGAAUUAGAGUGCAAAGUUGAAGAGCUUAAUGAAAUUUGGCGAUCGAAAAGUGCUGCAUCCGAAAAAGAAAAAUCAAGCCUAGAAAUUCGUCUUAAAAGUAAAAUCCUCGAUCUAAGAUCAAAGGAAGAUAUUCUACUCAAACUACAAAAAACUGUUCAAGUCAAAUCAGCGUCACUCAACGAAAAGGAGCGGAUCAUCAAAGCGAAAGAAGGCGCCAUAACCACACGGGACGAAGUGAUCAAGGAACUGGAAGAAAUCGCCAAACAACGCGACAACGAUUUCCAGACUCUCCUUGCCCAAUUGGCCUCGCAAGACGAGAAUGUUAAAAAGUUGAGGGAAUCAUUAAGACAAAGAGACGAGAGAUUACGAGAAAAAGACGACAUGCUGCAAAAGUUGAAUAUAAGCAUUGACAAAAAGCACGACGAGGUGAAAAACUUGGACAACGCCGUACGCGACUCCAUAACGAGACUGACUCAGAAAGAAGAGGAGUUAAAGCGUCUACGCACUCACGUCACUGAAGUUGAGAGCAUGCGCCCUCAGAGCGAGACAGACGAACAGAAAGAGAAUUACGCGCUAAAGAAUAAAUUCACUGAGCUUUUGCAGUCGGUUCAGCGGUUGACAGACGACAAGGAGACAUUGUGUCGUGAUAUGAGUCUCCUUCGGAACACGCUCAACGAUAAAGAGACAAAAUGGAACGAGGAGAAGAACGUAUUGCAAUCAAAGAUCCGGACCUUGAAUGAGAGGUUGACCAACGUCACCAAGACGGCCAUGAUGAACGAAAAAGACUCGAUGCGAGUCCUACGUCAGGAUAACCAGAAUAUGAUUGAAGAGAAAAGUAGGUUGAAUCACGAGAUCAGGAACUUACGUCAAGAAUUAGACGAGAAACAGAAGCUGCUGGAUGCCCAGGCUGAAAUCGGUAACGCCCUGGAAGCAAAGAAAAAACAAGUCGAGGAACUGGUCACCCGGAGUAAAAAUCAACAACAGGAAAUUAGCAACUUAGAAUCCCAGGCGACGUUGGCGUUUCAAUUGCAACAACAGGAAAGAAUGCGCAAGUCAGAACAACUUGCAAUGAAAGUACGCUACGAAACCAAACUAGAGAAGAUACAGAGGGAUUACAACCAAUUGCUGAUCAACUCGGAGCGGGUAUCCAGGGAGAAAGAGCUACAACAGGAAAUCAUUAAAGGUGUACAGCGUGGAAUGAGCAACUUGAAAGAUAAAUACACACAAGAGAAAUCAAGAUGGAAGACUGAUAAGGAACAAUUUGAACAAAAGGCCAACGAGGCCGAAGCAGGUCAGAACCAGGUUUCUCAACUGAAAAGUAAAAUCGAAGACCUUCAGCUGCAAGUAGAAGAUAAGGACCGAAUGUUGAAUGAACAGAGUAACAAAUUCGCAACUGAAAAGGCAACUUGGGAGAUCGAACGUUCGGAAAUCCAAACACAUAAUAAUCGGCUUGAAGCUCGACUUGUCCAAAAUGCACAGAAGUCGAAAACAGACGCCAAAGACGAAGAAAAUAGAGCAUUAUGGGAGAAAGAACGCAGCGAACAGAAGAGACUCCUAACGGAGGCACACAAUCUUGCAAUGGACCUGCAGCAGCAGCUCAAAUCACGUGAUGAGGCGCAUUCAAAGGAGAAAAAACAGUUACUGAAUCGGCUUGAGUCGGAACGAAUCAGUUGGGAGAGGAAAAAAUCAGAGUUAGAAAAACGAAUUACGGGGAUGGAGGAGUGUGGACGGAAGCUGUCCGAAUUGCAAAUCAAGUACCAAGAUCUCCAAGAGACCAAUCUAAAAGACCAGCAGGUGUGGUUAGUGGAGAAAAACGAACUGGUUCGACAGAUGACCGAACAAAGACAGCGUUUAAUGAAAGACAACCGAAAAAUCGAAGAUGUCUUGCACCAGUUGACUCACAUAAAGACUUUACUGGAAAAGGGUGGAGAAGUUGAAGUCAAUGCGAAUAUUGUCAGCCCGCCCUCUAGUGGCAAAAGGAAAACAAGCAAACAAGACAGAACUUCGACCAACGAGGAACACGAUCUUCUGAAUUGUUGGCAAGAGGUUUCGUUUAUAGUUCAGAAUACCACGCAUGAUCUCUAUCGGUACAUGGAAAGCAGAGAUAAAGAGACACAAUCACAGAUCAGACGGAGUCUCUCCAGUACGCAAUUAGAACUGAGUAAAGAACUGGAAAAUAUUUUGGGUGCUGACACUGCAGCCAAUUUGUUAUUACCUGUUCCAAAUGCCGAAGGUGGUCGCAUCACCCGAAGCCGUACGAGUGAAGCCCUACAAACAAUGACCAUUACGAAUACGUCAACUGAAUACUUAAGUGGCAACGUUGACAGCCAUAUAUCGCGCUCACCCUCUCCAUCACUUUUCAUCCCUCGCAGUUUGGCCUCAAGGGACAAAUCACCGUCCCGAUCGCCGACACGCCUCAAGCCGACCACCUCAAAGACGUUAAUCAAAAGCAUCUCUGUAGAUACACCUGAAGCCAUUUACACGGUGUCGACGAGCAAGAGAGACGCGUCCCCGGUGAGGCCGCCUCCAUCUCCGGCCACUUCGGUGGUUUCACUAAACGUAACAUCUAUGUCCACCUCUACUCUACCCCGCAUGGCCUCGCACAAAGGCACAACGGUACCGACAGAAAGUUUGAAGAAAUCGCCCAGCCUUCCUAUCUCGAUGCGAAAGGAAAGUACAGAGUCCGUCUCACCAAUGACAGCUCGCCGGCAGUUUUUCGAAAAACCAAUUUCAGGGUUCACAAUGUCUUUGCCUCGCCCGCCGAAAAUCGGUCACACUAGACAGUCGAGUAUGCCUGAGAACCUAGAAGUAAGACAUACAACUACGACAUCAGAAUUUAAGUCAACGGUAUCUUUCGACGAACAAUUGAAAGUGGCAGAUCCUAAAAGUCCGAAAACGCAGAUGGAACCGACAGCGAAGGAAAAAAGGCGAUUUUUCAAAAAGUCGAGCAGUGUGGACAGUCCGGUGAUUAGCACAUUGGCUAAAGCAAGUGUCCAAGCCCAACCUGCAGCCCCGUCCUUAAUGCGACCGUCCGACAUUUUCAAAGCAGUCAAGCAGAAAUUACGACCAACAUUCAAGAAGACGCGAUCCUUUGAUUCCAGUUCCGCGAAAAUAAGUGACGAUGUCACGACUCCGUCAGGAGCCGAGAGUCCACUUGCUGGACCCUCAUCAACGUGGCCCCAGACACCUGACUCGACGCAGGACAGUGUGCCUUCAGCAUUCCAGCCAGUGAUGAUACCGGAUCUUGAACGUGAACCAGAAAGAGGACACAGACAUAGAUCAUCGCACACAGAAGAACAGUCUGACAACGUUGGUGAGUUGACGACGAGUGACAAGCGAAAAGCAUUCAAGAAAUACCGCUCAAAAUCGGCAGACACACGUAGUGCAAGCGAAGACCGAAUCCGUUCCGUCGUUAUACACUCUGAUGUCAUCACACCCGUCAAAGUGUGGGAAUUUAACGAAACACCAGCCUUGAUGGAAGCUACUACUACCACCACUCCUCCUCCCCAUCCCUUUAUCGUUGUUACUGCCACUAUUUUCUCCUCCUCCUUUCUCCUUUUUGCCUGCUUCUGCCCCCCCUCUCUCUCUCUCUCUCUCUCUCUCUCUCUCUCUCUCUCUCUCUCUGUGUGUAACACAGCAAGUAUGAAGCCUUGCUUCAUUUGA
Messenger RNA from Acanthosepion pharaonis, 4497 nucleotides. NCBI's taxonomy places the organism in Eukaryota, Metazoa, Mollusca, Cephalopoda, Sepiida, Sepiidae. The record is from the annotation of a GenBank genome assembly.